GACGCGCCGACGCCGCAGGAGGAGGAGGGCAGGGGGCAGCCGGGCCGGCCGGCGCGUUGCCGCCCGCCGCCGCUUGCCGGAGACCCCAGGCGGCUCGCCGCGCGUUCCCGUCCCCGUCUUGGGGCUCCCCGCCCGGCCCAAGAGAGCGGCGCCGGCCGAGGGCGAUGUCGGCCAGGCCCCCGCUGGCCGAGAAGGCGCUGUCCGAGGCUUUCGCCCGCCUGCGCUACCGGGACGCCUCGCUGCUCAUCUGGCAGCAGCAGCAGCAGCAGCUGGAGGCCCGCCCGCCGCCCGCCACCUACCUGAGCCGCAGCCGCAGCGCCUGGUACUCGCAGUUCGGCAACCAGGCCGUCCUGGUGCGGGACAGGAACAAGCCGGAGGGCCUCCGCGACGCGGGCCAGUCCCGCUUCUGCGCCCUGAUGUGACCCCGCCGCUCGGGGUCUCUGCAGCGCCGGCUUCGCGCUCCGGCUCCCGGACCCAGAGCGGCGUGCAGCAUCUCGGAGCCAUCUCGACGACUCUUCACGCCUUUGGCCCCUGCUUCAAGUGGCGGGCCGUUCCACCCGCUGACAGCUUGUGGCUCCUGACCUGCCCCUGGCGGUCUUCCGAGGUGGCUGUGCGGCUCCAGGCAGAGGCAGGUUCUGCCGGGGAGUUUCUUUCCCGAUGGACCACCAAGGCUAAGGGUGAGCCAAGGGCAGAGGUGCUGGAAGGAAGGAGGGGAGCCCUGUGGGGUAGCAGUCCAGGUCCCUCCCCAGCUUUACAAGCAAAGAGCCCCCUGAAAGGAUUCCCAGCCCCCCCCCCUCUUGCAUCUGGGCCUUUCCAGGAAAUUGGGAGGGGGAGAAAAGGAGGAGGGGCAGAGGCAUUCUCUCUAGGCCAGUGGUUCUCAACCUUGAC
This is a messenger RNA of Crotalus tigris (Tiger rattlesnake), 888 nucleotides long. RefSeq names its product BRD3 opposite strand (gene BRD3OS). Lineage: Eukaryota; Metazoa; Chordata; Lepidosauria; Squamata; Viperidae. Bases 165 to 422 code for a protein of 85 amino acids. The transcript has 2 exons. The record is from RefSeq and is a predicted model, not a curated record.